Penicillium taxi is the source of this 1536-nucleotide messenger RNA. Its product is annotated as purine-cytosine permease family protein. NCBI's taxonomy places the organism in Eukaryota, Fungi, Ascomycota, Eurotiomycetes, Eurotiales, Aspergillaceae. Gene Ontology annotation, biological process: transmembrane transport. The record is from RefSeq and is a predicted model, not a curated record. Gene Ontology annotation, molecular function: transmembrane transporter activity. The transcript is spliced from 4 exons. Gene Ontology annotation, cellular component: plasma membrane; fungal-type vacuole membrane. The coding region runs from base 1 to 1536 and encodes 511 amino acids.
AUGUAUCUUGAUGUCGAAAAAGCUCCUCCUUCACCUUCCCUGCACAGUAAAAACCAGCUCGAGCUAGAUACCAGCUCCGCAACGGGUAGUGACACGCCACUCGAGAAGUCACCGCCGCAGCCGAGAUAUCAGAAAUGGAUAGCCAGUUUGAAAAGCGUGGAAACAGGCGGCAUUGAACGCAUUUCUCUCGAGGAUCGACAACCCGUGACAUCGUCAACAACGCUGCAUAUGUUUCUCAUGUGGUUCAGUAUGGUGCUGGCCACGAACAAUAUCAUUGUAGGGUCACUGGGGACAUAUGUGAUGGGCUUGAGCUUUCGAGAUGCGGCCAUUUGCGCCAUGCUAGGGAACCUGGUUGGGUUGUGCACGGCGGGAUAUAUGAGUACUUGGGGCCCAAGAAGUGGGAAUCGCACUUUGAUCGUGUCCCGGUAUUUCAUGGGUUAUUGGCCUAGCAAGAUCUGCUGUCUCCUGAACAUAUUGACUAAUAUCGGAUACUGCAUGCUCAACUGCACGGUUGGAGGCCAGAUUCUCUCCAAAGUUUCUGGCGAGACCAUCUCAGUAAUGGUUGGUAUAGUAAUUGUGGCGUUGACGAGUUGGGUUAUGGCCAUGUUUGGCAUGCGUGUCUUUGCGAUCUAUGAACGAUUCGCAUGGGUUCCCCAAAUAAUGGUUCUAUGCAUUAUGCUUGGCUCGGCAGGGCCGCAUUUCGACUUCAAUAUCAACAUCGAGUCUUCUCCAGAACAUCUAAGCGCCAAGCGUGUCACCUUCUUUUCACUUUGUGUGUCCGUCGGUCUUUCCUGGGCGCCACUGGCCGCAGACUACUAUGUCUACUACCCGCCGCAUGUGAAGCGAUGGAAAACCUUCUUGACAACUGUAACAGGCGGAGGACUCGCAAUGGGCUUCACGCUCCUUCUCGGAAACGGACUCGGAACUAUGUUGGCCAGCACACCGGCUUAUGUCAAAGAGUACGGCAACAAUCCCGGAGGUCUGCUAAUGAUGGCGUACGACGCGCUCGGUGGAUUUGGGAAAUUCUGCGCUGUGAUAAAUGUGUUGGCGCUCGUGGCUAAUAACACCCCCGGUGCAUAUUCGAUGGGUAUGAACUUCCAGAUGCUUGGUGGUGUUUUUCAGAAAGUGUCGCAGCCUAUAUUCACCACGCUUACUACUGUGGCUUAUACUGCGUGUGCUAUGGGUGGUCGAAACUCACUUUAUGAGAUUUUCAACAGUCUUCUUCCGCUGAUCGGAUACUGGGUGAUUAUCUGGUUUAUGAUUGUCAUUGAAGAGGAUAUCAUCUUUCGUCGGAUUAAAGGGUAUGACUGGACUGCUUGGAAUAGUCCAUGCGAAUUGCCAAUAGGAAUUGCGGCUGGAAUCGCCUUCUUAAUUGGAUGGGCUGGGGCAAUUAUUGGCAUGGACCAAUCUUAUUACUCUGGCAUUCUUGCGCAGGCCACUGGAGGUUCGGACUUGGGUAUCUGGAUGGGAGCAGCAUUUACGGUGGUCUCAUUUCCACCCUUGAGAGCGCUGGAACUGUGGUUUGUUAAGCGUUAG